Durusdinium trenchii is the source of this 4533-nucleotide messenger RNA. The record is from the annotation of a GenBank genome assembly. Lineage: Eukaryota; Dinophyceae; Suessiales; Symbiodiniaceae.
AUGGAAGUGGCUUGUGAGCUGGAUCCAGCCGCGGCCUUUGCGCUGAACUCAAAUGCCAAGCCCCAACAUAUCUUUUGGAAUGCAUCGGAACUCCGUCCAGAUGGGCAAAGCUUCUGCUAUGUGCACGGAAACAAGUGCAAGAUCCCAAACAUUGAAUUUGACCUCUAUUGUGGUGGCUUCUCCUGCAAAAGCAAUAGCCGUCAAAACCCCUCCCGGUCGGCUGUGGACCCAUGCGAGACCAAGCACUGGGAUAGCUUCCUCCACUGCCACCAAUUUGUUCACCGGUUUCGACCUGCCUGCGUGCUGCUGGAGAAUGUUUGCGGUAUCAAAUUGCCGAGGCAGGCUGGAAAAGAAAGCGUGCUCUCUGUCGUCAUGGAGAAGCUCCAAACCAUUGAGGGGUACACCUGGGCCCACUUUGAGUUAGACAGCGCUUGCUUGCCAGAUGUUCGGCCACGUGUGUACUUUUUUGGCAGCAGAUUGGGGCAGGGGUCUCUCUCUCGCAUUGAAUCCAACGUUCAGAUCUUGAAGAAUUUUUGCUCCAAGCAGCCGUGGCACCAUGUCCAGGGUUUCUUUCUUCCCUAUCCGGACAGAAGCCCUUUCUUCAUCAAGUCUGAAGGGGACAUUGCGAUGACUGAGCUGGAGAAGGAUGAGGCCCGUGCUGCCUAUGCUGUUGCUUUGGCAAAAGCUCGGAAGAAGGCAGCCACAAGGGUCAAAGGUCCGCUCAGUGAGAAUGAAAUUUUGCCAUCAGCUCGGGAGUCGAGCCACUUUCCAAGUUGCUCUCCAUGGAUGAAAGCCCAAUUGGACAUUUACGCCGCAGUCACACAGAAGUUGUUGAACGAAACUGGCCCAGAAAUUGUGAGCCCACACCCGCUGGCAGAUGUUUCUCAAUCUGCAAACCGGGGACCUGUGUGCUUGGAAGGCUUCUUGCCCACACUUUGCACCAGCAGCCGCAUUUGGUCAUUCGCUGACAGUGUGCACAGGGAGCUGCUGCCGGAAGAGCUUGUGGCCGCCCACGGUGCUGAGCGCUUGGAGCUUAAAGUUCGCACCGACUUGCGGGAGCAACUCCAGGAGCUCUACAACACCUAUGGCAAAGAGUAUUCGAUGUUCUUUGUGGUGGACCCCAAAGCCAGCUCCAAGAGUGACGGCCUUCGUCGGCUGGCGCAUGGCGACGCCAAGAUGUACAAGACAUUGGGCGCAUGUCUUUUUGAGAAUGGCUUGUUUCGUCCGCAGUUGGACAUGCUGGCUAUGUUCGAUGGCCGCAGCGUCCGGACACAAGGCCUCAUUACCAAGCAUGUAUUGAAACCUGGCUUUGCUGCAAAGCUUUUGCCCUCCCGCUCGGCCGUUCCUUUGCGCUUGAUGCAUCACAAUAGGGAGUUCAGUCAAAGCGGAUGGGCGCGGGCCCGCAAAGGCAAAACAGUUUUCAGUGCCACUCUUCCUGACCCUUUGGAGACGGUGUUUUUGGCUGCAGGCGCAGAGAGGCUUUCGUGUCUGCCACUUCGGCAGCGCAUUUGUGUAGAUUUGCCAGGUGAUAACAACUCAAAAGGCUGGCCAAAUCUAUCCUUGAGAAAGCUCGAGGAUCAGCAGCUGAAUGGCAUCACUUCUCAGAGCAAGAGCCUCAUUUUUGCUGGGGUAGGGGGAAGCACGAAAGACAUGGCAGAUCCGGCAGAUGCCUUGGAGUCUGGUGAGGACGAAGAGGAGGAGAAGGAUGCCAGUGCCGUUGUUUGCCUGUGUCCAUGGGAGCCUUGUGAGGAGAUCUACGCAGAGCUCUUCCAUUGCUUUGGGCCAGAUGAGACGAAAAAGAUGUUAGUUGUGGACUUGAGCGUUGGCUCUGGCAUGGCUGCAGUGGCAGCUGCUCGUCACGGCCUCAAGUACAUCGGCUUUUCCCACAAGCAGCUUCAAAGCGACCUUGUUCUGGAAACGGCCGUGUCCUCAGUUGUCUUGGCGCAGUCAGUUGACAUCCUCUCUGGCAAGCCUCAUAACGGAUUCCCCGGCCGGAAGAUCCGUGUCUUGUCACGUGCUGCAUCUUUGGGCGCCGAGACCCAGAGCACGCAGACUCCUGGUGGCCCUGAUCUCGAGACUUCCACGAGCGCAGGCCAACAGGCUGAUCCAACCGGUGAUGGAGAAGUUUUGACCGACAGUGAGAAAGAAGAUGAGGAACGCAUGGCGGAGGAUCUGGGGGACAGCGCUUUGCAAGACUUGGCGCAGUGCGGGGCGGUCUUGGCUAGCAGUAACCCCGCUCAGUUGGGGAAGGGUCUUUUUUGGCAGGGCUGCAGUAGGACCACAGCUAAGGCAACUGCAGGCUCCAUUGCUCUAGAUGUUCGUGACAACCUCAUGUUGGUGUCCGCACGUUGGUUCUACCGGAAUCUGCAGAAUAAUCCUUGGCUUCCUUCCACGGGGGUGUACGAGCACUUGCUCGGGGUAGUCCGGGAAGCUCCUGAACCGAAUGCUUCGGCCGAAGCAGUGAAGCAGAUCAUCCGCGCAGCCUGUACGAAGCGAGUCGGACAGAGAUCGGCAGACUCAGGGACUGGGCCACUUGAUCAGUUGGGUCAGGAUUUGCUGGACCAUGUUUGCGCCACAAUACAGGCUGCUGUGGCCGACGGGGGCCCUGCCGAACAGUCUGCUUUGACCACCUUGAAGCAAGAGAAUUCCAGCAAAUACAGCGGCUUGUUCCAGAAAGCUCAGCUCGAGGAAGGUCAAGGUUUCUUCAAGACCGUGAAGAAUUUCAGCUUUGCCGCCCAGAGGAUACGGGUGUGCUUCACUAUUGGGAAGGAUCCCGGCAGGUGGCUGGAGCAUUUUGCGAAGCCCCACCGAGCUGAUUUGGAGAGCCAUAGCCUAGCCAUCCAUGAUUUAGCCGCCAAAUUUUUCAAAACGCAGUUCCCGGACCACGAGCACACCAACAGCUUUGCUGCCUUAGAUUUAGAAGCCGAGCUCAGCUGGAGCCAAAGGAAGACUCUCGUUCACGCUCUAGCUGUGCAGGAAGGCAUUCCCAAAGACGAGCUGUGGAGGCAGCUGGCGGGCUCGCAAGGGGAAGAUGGUGCCAAAGUUGGCUUGUUCGCUCGCGCUUGGUGGUUCUUGGAGAAUCCAGCUUCAGCUCCUUCGUCAGCAGGCAAGCGCCGCAAAGUGUCUGAAAGAGGCCCUUUCGAGUCGAAAAGCGGGGUUGCCUGGGUGCAAACCUUGGCGGAAUUGAGGAAGGAAGCUAGGCAAAGUCGACAGCUAGCAGUGCAGGUCAUUGAAAAAGCUUUGUGCCUGCAGUGUGGCACAGCUACAGUGGAGCGCUGGCUUGGCGAAGUUGCUCAAACGGAGCUCAAGAAGAGAGCUCAGCAUCUCUGCAAUUGGAAUUUAGAACGAGCUAUCAAAUUGAACUUGCAGAGUUUGAGGGGGAGACGUGUUGGGAUGGCAUUUCAGCCAGAUGACCUUGUUGACAGGCCUGUUUCUUCGGCUAGUCGUGUUGGUGGUGGGGUUCUUUUCAAAGCUAGUCGCUAUGGGUUGAGAGCUCAGCAAGUCUACAAGGAUUUCUUUGGAGAAAAACCUGCUCCCAGCCGAAAGCUUGAAGGCUCCGCAGACCGAUCGUCAGAGAAGCCGAAGCUGGGCAACUUGCAAACCCAUGACAGCAGGAAAAGGACCUUGCAGGGGGAGCUGAAGAGCCAUGCAGCUGCCGUCAAAAAUGUUGUACAGGAGGCCACCUCUGCUGCAUCCGCGCUUUCUUGGCAGCCCAUGGUUGCUGCUGUGAAAGAAGUUGCUUUAGCCCGCUGUGAGGCAGGCAGUGGCAAACGACUUCGCUCAGCAGAAGACAGCGUACCAGGUUCAUCUUCUGACCGCAAAGGGCUGUUGCCAAGCGGCCCCCUCGCUGAAAUUUCGAGAGCUCAAGAUCAUGUGGCUGAAAAGCAGGUGGCCGUAGCAAAGACCACGCCUCCCGGCGGCUGUGUGCCGUAUGUGGACCCGAAAGGUGGUGUUUUUCUAUACAAAUUGCCUGCCCCAGCACCUACUGCUAGUUUAGCCAAGCCCUUGCCAGAGUCCAUCCAAAUCUUUCCGGCAAAUGAAGCAGUGCGCGUUCCGCACUGGAGGCGCUUCUCUCGCUCGACCAAAGUUGCCGCCUCGGAUGUAGUGCUGUGUGAAGACAUUCGCUCGGAUUUUUUUGCUGCUGGCAGCCUGCUGGCACGUUUGUGGGGAAAGCGACUUGCAGACAAGCAAUGGUGCAUGACUAAGACAAAAGGUGGUACCUGCAUUGCAUUCUCCCCGGCUUUGCAGUUCCACCUUCACCUGUACUUGCACGAGUCUUUUGCCAUUGCCCACCCAGAGUUGCAGACGGUGUUGCUUGAUGCAGUGUCUUCAUUCGCUGGCGCAAAUGCUCGCCAGCGCCUGCAUGCACACUUAGAAGAGUUCCCAGCAAAGCCAGCUUUUCCACGACUUUCGUACCAAAUAGUUUCGCAGCCACACCUGGAGAGAGUUCAGGUGGAAGGAGGCAAGACUAGCCAUUUGCUGAAUGUGGAGAGACUGUUCUCUCGCUUGAGCGAAGUCCAGCGGACUUCCUGA